Molecule: messenger RNA, 1914 nt
Organism: Aspergillus alliaceus
Lineage: Eukaryota; Fungi; Ascomycota; Eurotiomycetes; Eurotiales; Aspergillaceae
Exons: 1
Coding region: 1-1914 (637 amino acids)
Source: RefSeq, a predicted model, not a curated record
AUGUUACUAUCUCGCCUUCGACGAGUAUUCACCACUGUGCUAUCAUCCGUUCCACUCCUAGCUAUAAGGGCAUUCGGUCAAGCCCUCCCAGCGACUGAAGCGCCCCGAUUCAAUACCAUUCCGGACUGUGCUCAGGACUGUGUUCGGAGUUUCAUAUGGACUGAUUAUCCGAACAACGCGUGCUCUUCUGUGACCGAUUUCAACUGUCUAUGUAAAACGAAUACGAAAAACGGGUAUACUCUAGGUGAAGCAGCCUUGCGCUGCAGCAUCUCGUUGUGCUCGGUUGACGUAGCGCUCAAGUCGAAUGUAUAUGGCAUUUGUGACUCAAUACCCGGGGCGCUGCCUCGUACACAUGCUACAAUAACUGCCACGGUGGUGUCCGUGCUAUCACCUACGAGUACUCCCACUACUAGCGCAGAGUCGCCUGGUCCUAGUUCAAUCACCCCUAUAAAUCCUACGCCAACAAGAACAACAGAUACAUGGACUACUCUUACUAGCUUUCAGAGCCCAGUAUCUGUAACGAAUACCGCACGGAGUAUCUCUAGCACAGCGAGCAGUGAUCAGACAUCUCACAAUGCAACAUCAGGAGCAGCGGCCGGUCAAGAAAGCAGCCUUAAUGCAGGUGCAGUUAUCGGGGUUUCCGUUUCUUCUGGUAUCGCAGGCUUUUUUAUACUUGGUGUCGUGAUAUUCUUCUGCUGCAGAAAUAUGAAACGGAAGUACCAGCACCCAAAGGAACAAAACUUCUUCGAAAUUGGAGGCGUCAUGUCGGAACCACCUGAGUUCUCUAUACCUCCAAGGCGUCCAACUCCAGGGCUCAAUCCCUCAUCCCGUGCAGGAGAUGGGGACACAGAGACUUCGAGACUCAUGUCUCCAUACCAGGCCAGUCCUCGGAACCCCGCAGUCACUGUAACUAGGCCAAACGAUGAUUAUAACUAUGGUUCCACAAGCAUACAUAGUCCGGACAAUAUUGGCUUUGCUAUUUCCUCUAACUCAGAUCUCGAGCCUUCAGUGAGCCAGUCGUCCCCGCGGACAGUCUCCGACCUUCUGCCGGAGAAGCCGGUGUACGCACUUUGCCCGGAACCAUUACGAUGGAGUCAACAGAAACAUGCGAGGUCCAAUAGUGGCGACACGUUGUUUGAAGAGGAUGUCACCAGACCAAGGAGUUUCCUUGGUAGUAACAAGCAACACCCGAAUUAUUCAAAUUUGCCAACUCCGUACAAUGAAAACCGGAAAUACAAGAGGCCACCAAGGAUAGGACUACCUGAUAAUCCACGAGCAAUGUUCCACGGCUUUCGAGCACGGAAUAAUACUGUAGUUCCCAGUGGUCCAGAUCGCCGGAAACAGCCAGUCUAUGCUAGUGCUAGCGAAGGGGUACAAGCCCCUCAUCGAGCUGAUAUAUAUGGCAAUCCAUCGCCCACGCCGCCCCCACCGCCACAUAAAGCGCAACACGAUGAGUAUAUUGGCGAUUACUGGCGGGGACCUAGUGUCGGGAAGGGGAAGGCUAGAGAUCUUCCCGAGCCACCGUUAUCUCGCGACGCAGUCCGUCAUUCAUAUCAUGAGGCCGACGCAAAAGGAAGCUUGUUAGACAGCUCUGGUGACGAAUUUGAGACGAUCAAUAUUAACGAAAGCUCGGGCUCUCAUCGCACAUCUCGACACUCCGGAAACUUCAGACCCCUCACUCCAGUGCGAGAGGUUCGGACGCCCAAUAAUGAAGGCCAGAAACGAGACUAUUUCAAUGAAAGUGCGCCCGUACAGUAUCCCCGAAUGCCGUUCUCCAGGGCUGUUAGCCCAGCUCAAGAAAUUGUCUCCAGGCCCAGGAUUGUACGGCGUGAUGAUAUCAAACGUGUCCAGAUCCGUCGAGGCAAACCGCAGCCCAAGGAGUUAACUGUUCCUUACUCACCGGACGAUUACUAG